AUCAACAAUACUGCUUUUUCAGUUGUUGAGUGAACGCGCAAGUGUCGGACGUAGGCCGCGUCGCCAAAAUAACUAUACGAAUGCUACAACAUACGAUGAUGUGUGUGUAGUGUGAUUUACAGCUUUUUGAGUGUUGUGAUAAAAUUGUGGAUUAUAAACCCUGCUAGUAGCGUGACAUAUUUAUACAUUAAGUCAGAAUGCCAUAUCAAGAAAUGAUGCCAGGAUAUGAUGACUCAGAAUCCCUGGAGUUGGGCGGAGACUGGAGCAUCUACAAGGCAACAUCUCUGUUAUCGGACAUGGUGUCAUUUUACGAUGACUCAGGACUGUAUGGUCAAACAGGUUUAGACUUCAGCCCCGUGUGUGAACUUCCAUCGAAGAUUGUUAAAACUGAACCCAUGACAGAUCUGCUGCCAGCUGAUGUCCAACGCCACGGAGACUGGCAGUACAAGACUGUCGAGGAAUGGUUGUCUUACGAUUGUCUCUUCUGGUUCAUCCAACAGAUGCAGGAACUUAGAGCGGGACACUACCUCACUGAUGCCAAGAUGGAAAGGUUUAUACACAUCGACGGAGCAGCCUUAAAGCAGAUGACAGAGGACGAUUUUACCACAGUGUGUCCUGAGUACGGAAUAGAGUUGUACAACAGGCUGCAACAGAAGCUUAAGUUGAACACCAACAACUCGUACAACACCUUCUACGCUCUGGACAACACUCCCCUGCCUCCUAUCGACCACUUCUCCACUUUCAGCCCUUCAGAGGAAACACACAAACUUACAGACUUGGACAACGAGAGUCAGCUGCCUCCCGUCCUGCCCUAUCUCUCUUCUUCUGAAACAGAGAGCAGUGGUUAUAAAUCAGACUCCAGCCUAGAACCAGCAGUUGAACCCACUCCUCCUCCAGAGAAACGCAGACCUGGCAGGCCAAGGGGAACUCGCAGAAAGAAGAAGCCAGAAAAGCUUGGGCGAUUGUGGGAGUUUAUCCGAGACCUGCUGUUGGAUUCCCGGUACAACCCCAGCCUUAUCUGUUGGGAAGACUACAAGGAGGGGAUGUUCCGCUUUGUGCAUAGUGACAGAGUGGCCAAGCUCUGGGGCAGCAAGAAGGACAACAUCGACAUGAACUAUGAGAAGUUGAGUCGUGCUAUGAGGUAUUACUACAAGAGUGAAGUGCUGUUGCCCGUGUACGGAAAACGGCUUGUCUACAAGUUUGGACCAAAGGCCAUGGAUGGUAUUCGGAAAAACAUUACCAAUGCUGAGGCAAGAUCGCAGUCUUCAUCUACGUGAAAGACUCAGUCAGGCCACCCAUCUUAACCUAGUCCAUCAUUAUUUAUUAGGUAGUACCAAGUACAUUUCCAAACCAAUGUUUCUAGUGUCAGAAGAAAUUUUGAACAUUACUGGACCUGAUGUUGAAAGAUGUUAUGUUAGCCAUUGUGAUAAGUGUUUUUUCAGCAAAACCAAUUACAACCAGUUAAAAUUAUCUGUAAGUAAAACAGGCGUUUUACUAUAAACACUUGGUAUAAGGCGUUGAGUACUAAUACAAAUACAUGGGUUUUUAGAUUAUUAUCUAUGCACCAUGUUGACUGUGUAUGGAAGCAUCAGAAUUCUUUUUAAGUUAUUACAAAAUUGUUUAAGGUAUUACAAAUUUGCAUAGGGCUGAAAUAUUACUUUUAUGCUAUAGUUGUCUAUUGAAUUGCACAAUGAGAUAAAGUGAGUCUUCGAAAUCUCAGAAACCUCAAAGCUUUUUAAGGAAACUGAAACUAUGACACUUUUGGUAUUUACUGUACUAAAUUCAUUUGUACAUUAGUUUUUUGAUAACAUGCAUGUACAAACUAAUAUUGGUUGUAACUUUUUAAACCGGAUCGAAACACUUUAAAGUCACAAUUUUUUUAGGCCAUCCAAUUAUAUUAAUAUUUUAUACCAUUGCUCUUGUUUCCUAAAGAAAUUUCAAAUACACAUUUUUAUCUCUCUUUUUAUUUUAGUCUCCUCCACGAUCUCUCUGCUGAGCAUGUGAAGAAUUAUUGUAUGCAUAAAUGUAAUAUUUUAGACUUGUGCUAGUGUACUCUUUUCCUUGUCUCAAAACAUUAUAAAAAUCCUGUAUUUAUAAGAGUUUAUUUGUGCUUGAAAUUUGAAUGAAUCUCAAAAAGUGUUGAGAAUCUUUAUGUGUGUUUUAUACAAUAUGUGUAGUCAAAUUGCUUAAUGUUUUAAAGCCACUUCAGAAUUUUCAAUAAUAUAUCAAUCAAAAUUGAUUCCAUUUGAAUAUCAAUGAAAUUAAAUUACUCUAAUGUUGUUUACUGUGAUAAAACUACAAUUUUGUAAACUGUUAGGUUAUUUAUAUACUAAAAAAUAUAGUAGUUAAGGUAACCAGUUAACUUUUACUAGAUAAAAGUGAUCUCAAUAACAGGGUCAGGCCAGAAAGGAAAAUGUACAGCCAUCACAGGCCUUUAACGGAGUAUUUACGGAUUUAUUAGUUACCACAAUAACAUAAACAGGCACAUUUUAUUCAACUGAUUUAUGCUAUAAUCUCUUAACUGGUCACAAUCUCAAUUAGUCCCACAAAUUCAAAACAAAUAUUGACACUAUUAAUCGUCUUAUAAAAUAAAUUUUUAUGAGAGUUUGUAGUGUGUUAACCACUAUCUCCCGGUGUAUUAGCCGAUGCAUUUAUUUAGAAUAUUACAAAUGGUUCCAAAAAUAUUUCCAAUUUUUAUAAUUUAGUUAUAAUGGUUUCAUUUUCUUUACACUGCGUAAAGAUAUUUCGAAAACCUUUUCCUGUCGGUUUCAAGUUCAUUAUGAUUUUCUGGUUCAAUUUAAGUUAACUGAAGACUUCAAUGUACAACAAUACAUUGAUAUAUAAAAGAAAAACAUCAUGCAUAUAGUAAAAUAUUGUUUUAACCAACACAUAGGGUUUUCAUACCUUAAUUUCACUACCAAGCGAUGCAUUUUCUAAAAUUGCAUGGUCUGGUAGUGAACAUGUUAUUAUUGCAGGCUACUUAGUUGGUAAUGUAUGUUCCUAAGUUAAGAAUAUUUGUAAAAGUGUUAUUGUUUAUUUACCAUAAUAUUCCAAUAAAUACAAUAUAUGUUCUCCAGGGGACAGGUGUUAAUUAGAUGACCAGCUCUAAGCUUUACUACCACUCACUAGACUUAGUGUAGCAAUAGUCCACUUGUGGCCGUUGUAUUUAAAGUCAGCUGUACUGAUUGCUAUCAUGAUUUUAACCCCACAACAUUAAAAACUUGUACAGCCUUAUUUACGGCCAUAGCAUUAUGGGGAAUGUCUCAUUUUAAAGAUAUGAUUAAUGUGCAUCCAAAUUUUUUCAAAAUUUGUUGUUGGUUGAUAAGAAAAAAAUCUCAAAAGUGUUUUGUACUUUGUUGUUUAAACAAAUAAAAAGUAAACACUUUGCAAAAUAAACUGAUAACAUUUUGGAUACAAAUUAACCAUACCUUUAAAAUGAGACCUCCCAUAAUUCUACCACAAGAACUAAGUUUUUAAAUGUUGGACGUUUCAAUUUUCUUAUGUGUAAAAACUCAUUUCACUAUAGCUGACUCUUAAAUAAAUGACCUUCUAUACAUUGUUUUUUGUUGUGAACUAUCCAAAACACUAGUUUAGAACAAAUGUUUGUUCGAGCAUUAAUGCUUUAUAUGUUUAUUCAGAUAUUUCCAUAUAAUAUUUCAAAGUAAGUGCGUCUUGCUUAGAAAUGUCUUGUAAAUGUUGAGAUGUUUGGAUUUGAUGUACAAUAAGCUCAAUAAACUUGCAUCACCAUAGAAAAUAAAUGUUAUCGUAAACUUCCUUUCGCUUAUAGUUGAACAUGUAUUUUCUGUGAUAGUAGAUUUUUGUAUAUACGUAUAAUGAGUGUUAACAUUCAAACUUAAGAUUGUAAAUAUUUAGUUAUUAUUUGUAGUUGUUUUAAUUUUGUUUUGAGCAGGUUUUUAUGACAUAACUGUCAUAACAGAACCAUUACAGUCAGAAUGACAAAGUAUUGUUGUAGUAUUUUUAUUUCUGUGUUUUGUUUUAAAGUGAAUAAUUCACUUAAGAUAUAGAAAUCUUUAUUCCAAUUUAUAUUUAUUGUUAUGUUUUGUAUGUUUGAAUACAACUACAAAAUAAAUAUCAUAAAUUUAUA
Molecule: messenger RNA, 4105 nt
Organism: Homalodisca vitripennis (glassy-winged sharpshooter)
Lineage: Eukaryota; Metazoa; Arthropoda; Insecta; Hemiptera; Cicadellidae
Product: ETS homologous factor-like
Exons: 8
Coding region: 198-1277 (359 amino acids)
Biological process (GO): cell differentiation; regulation of transcription by RNA polymerase II
Cellular component (GO): nucleus
Molecular function (GO): DNA-binding transcription factor activity, RNA polymerase II-specific; sequence-specific DNA binding
Source: RefSeq, a predicted model, not a curated record